Molecule: messenger RNA, 666 nt
Organism: Penicillium salamii
Lineage: Eukaryota; Fungi; Ascomycota; Eurotiomycetes; Eurotiales; Aspergillaceae
Source: the annotation of a GenBank genome assembly
AUGGGUCCCAAUAUGAAAAACCUAAAGAAGCGCAAGGUUGUUGCCGAGCCCAGAGUUGAAGAGAUCAACUUCGACUCGGAAAGUCGCCAGGAAUGGUUGACUGGAUUUCACAAGCGCAAAGUCCAGCGUGCGAAGCAAGCAGCUGAGCAUGCCGCGAAACAAUACAAGGAAGACAAGAAGGCCACCAGGAAGAAGAUUCGCGAGGAACGCAAAAAGGAUUUCGAGCAAGCGAUGGAGGAGCAUUCGAAAGUACUCCAACGCAUGAAAGAAGAUGCCGGUGAUAUUAGCGACAAGGAAGAGAGCGACGACGCUUGGGAAGGAAUCGAAGAACCCCCGGCCGUGGACUACGAGGCCGAAUAUAUCGACGAAGACAAAUACACUACAGUAACAGUCGAGGAGAUGGAUGCAUCGCGCGAGGGGUUGCUCAAGUCCGCACAUGAAGCCGACACCGACAACGAAGAAGAACAGGAGAAGCCAGUCGAGACCAAAGAGGCCGAGACCAAAACUGCCAAGAAGAGGAAGCCUCGAAGUGCUGCCUCAGAGGCAGCGAGGAAGAAGAAGAGGAAUUUCCGCUACGAGAGCAAGGAGGUGCGCAGAGAAACCAUGCGAAAGCAGCGCAACGUGAAAUCCAAAAAGGCGAAGGCACGGAAAGAGAAGGAUGCUUGA